Messenger RNA from Purpureocillium takamizusanense, 3067 nucleotides. Its product is annotated as 1,2-dihydroxy-3-keto-5-methylthiopentene dioxygenase, variant 2. The coding region runs from base 638 to 2815 and encodes 725 amino acids. The record is from RefSeq and is a predicted model, not a curated record. Lineage: Eukaryota; Fungi; Ascomycota; Sordariomycetes; Hypocreales; Ophiocordycipitaceae. The transcript has 2 exons. Gene Ontology annotation, molecular function: protein binding.
CCCAUCUGUUGAGGUCGUUUAUCCAUCACCACCUCCGAGUCGGACAGACGCCAUCCGCGAUCCCACGACCCAAACACCUGCGGACCACAGGCAUCACGCGCGCAGCCUGCCUGCCUGCCCCUGCCUCGUCGGCGCGCUCGAGACACCCGCCGCGGCCUCUGUCGCCCGGAGAGCUGCCCGGCUCCAAGUACCUUUGGGCCUUCGCCUCCCAGUCCCCGACGGCUGGCCUCUCCAUGAGCUAGGCCCCGUGACCGAGGAGGCGCGCCACGAUGGGCCCCAAUGUUGGAAAUGGCAUGAUUGGGAUGGAGAUGGGCAUGGGCAUGCACCCCAACGGUGCCAACCAGCCCCAGGCCACCGAGUACACGCUCCAGGGUGUCAUGCGGUUUCUCCAGACCGAGUGGCACCGUCACGAGCGCGAUCGCAAUGCCUGGGAGAUUGAGAAGCAGGAAAUGAAGGGCCGCAUCGCCAAUCUCGAAGGGCAGGCUCGCCGCGCCGACUCUACCCAAAAGGCUCUCAAGAAAUACGUAUCCAUCCUCGAGCGCAAGGUCAAGGAGCAGGCCGCGCAGAUCAAGGGCACGCCCAUCAAGAACGAUGACGCGGCGAGCGAACGCGCCGCCAAGAUUCAGGAGAAGCUUAGAUGUACCGCGUCCCACGCUGUCACUCACGCAAUGUUACUGACCUUUCCGCAGCAUCCUCAGACAAACAUUCGGUGCCUGGAGCCGACGAGGACAUUCAGAUUCCCAGAUCCGACGACGACGCACAACGAAACGACCUCAAGACUUACCUCGAUCAAUGCCAGGCAGAGUUCAUGUAUCUCAUGGUUACUCCCGCGAACCCUCAGCCGCCUCGCGAGUCGCCGCCGCUGCCCAUGAUCGAAGACCUCCGAGAAGCCGAAGGGUAUGGCAUGCCUGGUCCGCAGCCGAUGGAGAGGCAAUUCCAACUCCAGCGACCGGCGCCAAGCCACGGUCAGGACAUGGGCGCAAUGAACGCGCGCGCGCAUCAGGUCCCCAACGCCGUAUCGCAGAUGCAACACCAGUCACAGGGCUAUGCCAAACCCGACAUGCAGCCUCAGCCGAUGAUGCGAGCCGCUAACGACCACCAGGUCGCCAUGUUCUCUGGCUCUAACGACUGGCAGGGCCCGGUCUCCGUGACAACACGCUCCUUAGAUGAGAACAUGCCAGGGCCGAAUCACGCCGCUGAAGCGCUCGGCGGCGUCGACGAUUCUGCCGAGCUGCGAGAGAAACCGCCCGCUGCCCCUGAGCCCGAUGGUUGGGAAUUCCCCGAGGGCGCGUUUCCCGAGCCGGGCACGGCCCACCAGCAGUCGUCUGCGCCUUCGGCAACGAAUCGACCUGACACGGACGCGUUCCCGAAUGCCGAGUACAUGCCCAAAUCGCCGAACCGGGUCCCUAGUGGGCAUCGAAGAAAAAGUUCAAUGUCUAGGAGACGGAGCGGCGAGCAUGAGCUGGCCCUGAACGCCAGCCAAAAGGCCGAUGGCAGCGCUUUCAAGCUGCGGUUUGGACUACGCGGCCAUCUCGAUACCGUGCGGACGGUCAUCUUCUCGGGCGGCGGCAGCCCUGGAGAGCCUGAGAUAUGUACGGCCGGUGACGACGGCAUGAUCAAGCGCUUCCAUAUCCCGCGUCUCGACAGCCACGCCGGCCCGCUCAAUGCCGCGUCCGACCUGGACGUUAUUGCCAAUUUCACGCAUCGCGGGCACACCGGCUCCGUCUUGUCGCUGACAUCGUGGUCGCCGUCCCCCAACUUCUCCACUGGUGGUCGCGCGCAAGGCGACGGAUGGAUCUUCUCGGGAGGCCAGGAUGCAACGAUCCGCGUCUGGGAGCGUGGGCGGGUGGACCCAAAGGCAACGCUGGAGGGCCACACCGACGCCGUGUGGGCGCUCUGCGUCCUGCCUACGACCUUGGGCAAUGUCUUUGGCAACUCCAGCCACUACGGUAGCGCGGACCGGAUACUGCUCGUUUCCGGCGGAGCGGACGGGACGGUGCGGCUCUGGUCCGUCAGUGCCCCUCCGCAGCUCAGCUCUCCGCAGCCUGGGUCGAAUCGAAGCAUGUCUGGGCGCGGCGGGCGCGUUCGCGGCAACUCGAUGAGCUCCGGCAGCGGCUUCUCCAAUUCUCCACAGCCGACGGUGUCGUCCAACUCGCCAUUCCACCACACGCUGGUGCAUGUUAUUUCAAGGUCGGACGGCUCUCAGGCCAGCCCCACGUGUAUCACGCCACUCGGCAGUUCUGGAGAGACGUUUGUGGUCGCAUACGCCGAUGCCGCUGUCGUUGUCUACGACACGAGAAGCGGUGAGCAGGUAGGCCAGAUGGACAGCAUGGAGACGUCGGACGGUUCGAUGAAGACGGGCGUCAACGCGGUCGUGGCGACUACGAUUGGACUGGACCAAGGAAGUCCACAUCAUCCCAACACCAUUGGCGGCGAGGACGAGGCCGGGGCCGGGGGACCGACGGGCGGACGAUCGAUGGCGGGUUCGGGCGUGGAGGGGACAAUCAUCUCUGGGCACGAAGACCGUUUUGUGCGGUUCUUCGACGCCAACAGCGGGCAAUGCACGUACAACAUGCUCGCCCACCCCGACGCCAUCUCGAGCCUGUCGCUGAGCCCUGACGGGCGAGAGCUAGUGAGCGCCGGACACGACGCGUCGCUGCGUUUUUGGAGCUUGGAGAAGCGAUCCUGCACGCAGGAGAUCACGAGCCACCGGGUGAUGCGGGGCGAAGGUGUAUGCUCGUGCGUCUGGAGCCAGGACGGCAAAUGGGUGGUGAGCGGCGGAGGCGACGGCGUGGUCAAGGUGUUUGCGCGGUAGCAGCCCAGGAGAGGGGACGCUGCGUGACGAUAUUAUGGGCCGUGCAAGAGCACCGUGUUAUAUUAUGUAUACGGACGGAUUAUCAUGCUACUACGUCGAUACCCGGCAAAGCAUCUGCUCGGCGCGCAAUGACUAGCUGCGAGCUUGGAGCCUCAUGGGAAAUGGUUAGCGAGCUGACGAUCUGCCGCUGUUGAGUCAAUUCUGGAGCUUGAACUUGAAUCGCGCCAACCACAAAAAUGACGAGUCUGUGCA